UGAUCAUAUUUUAGAAAUAUGUGCCUCAAGACGUGGAACGUCUGUUCUGCAGUCUCAGCGAGCAACUUGCGUGUCCGGCCUACACCGUUCCCUUGGCAGUGAGCUUUGAGGAGCAACUGUUGCUGCUCCUUAGCAUGGCCCUGCGAUGGGACUCGGCUGGAGACGAUAUCCAUCAAUAUCAUAAGGAGUGCAUCGCCCUGUCAAAGCUAAUGGACAUCUCUGUGGAUGCGCAGAGGUUUGCAAAGAGCUACUUCCACAACAGGCCAGCACCGUUCGAGAAAAGCCAAAGUAAUUCCAGCAGUGUCCCCAGCAAAAGGGCAAAGAACGCAAAGGCCAGCCAAAAGUUAGAUGAACUGGAGCUCUUGAAAUGUUGCUACCAGUUGCUGCGAAGUGACACGUCCUACUUCCGUGACUUGUGGGUCCGGCUUCAUUGCCACCUACUCGCACCUCGAGACCCCCUGCCCGAUGAUACAACUCUACUGCAACUACAUCAUGGCCAUGCUCACGAAUAUGAGCCCAACACAGCGGAAUGCCCAAAAUGCCAAGAUAUCCACAGAAGCACAGCUCCGAUUUGAACGCGAGAAGGAACAGUCAUGGGCCGUAGCCAGGCAGGCCGAGGGCUGCUGCUAUUCUCCCGAAGACGAAACGCCUGAACAGAUGCUGAGCCUGAGCCUCAACCAGAGUGUGACCAACAUUGAGGGCGUACUCUUGCCGACAUUCAACAAGAAGAAUCAGGAAUUCUAUGCAAGCACUGACGGCUGCUACGAUCGCAUUGUAAAGGUGGAUUCGACGGUUGUAAAUCUGCGGAGCAUUGCCCUCGGCGUCGCAGCGGCCAAGCCGAUUUGCCUCUCCGGUCCUGUGGGCUGUGGCAAGACGACGCUUAUUGAGUAUCUGGCCUGCAAGACGGGACACAUUUGCCCCAAGCCCAAGGAGAUUGACACUCGCGAAAAGGCGCUGCGAAAGGCUGAAGAGGAGGACAAAUUGUUGACACCAAAAAAAGGAAAAAAGGGGAAAGAAAAGAAGCGGAAACUGGAGGAGGACCUUCCCAUCGACCAGGCAUUGCUGGAUCUGGGUGAAAUGUCGCAAAAGCAUGGCUUUCUACGGAUACAGCUGGGCGACCAGACCGACAGCAAAAUGCAAUUGGGCCAAUAUCGCUGCACAGAUGUGCCUGGGGAAUUCGUUUGGCUUCCUGGUGUCCUCACGCAGGCUGUCAUGCAUGGCUACUGGCUGUUGCUGGAGGAUCUGGAUGCCGCCACCCAAGACACCUACACAAUUCUGAGCAGUUUGCUGGAGAGGCAGUGCCUGAGCGUUCCCGGCUUUCACGACUCUGUGCAGAUUGAGCCAGGCUUUCAAUUGUUUGUCACAGUGCGGACCAACAAAUCGGCCAGCAAUUCGGGACAGAAAUCGCUCUAUUCGCUGCUGGAUAAAUAUCUGUAUACGAUCAACGUUUUGCCGCUUUCCCGCAACGAGCUGUGCAAGGUGGUCAGCACCAACUAUCCCAAGCUGGCGACCGUCGCCAAUCGAGUGGUGGACGUGUUCCUUACCUUCUCCAGUGGCAAUCACAUGGCCGCCGACAAUCUGCGUCAGCAGGAUUCGAACGACAAGGCGGACAACACGGAGAAGUACGUGGCGCUGCCCUUUAAGCAGGUCACACUCUCAUCCAGUCCGAACUCGGGCCCCCUAAAGUCGGCCCGGGAUCUGGUCAAGCUGUGCCAGCGUUCGAAUGCCCAGUUCUCGGUGACCAGCGCCGAGUGUGCCUACUUUAUGUUCCAGAAUGCCGUCGAUGUAUUCUGUUCGUAUCUGCCGCAUAGUAGGGAGAAGAUCACGCUGAUCACGAGCAUCGGCGCCAAGUUGGGCAUCAUUCGCUCCAGAUGCGAGCAUUUCGCUAAUGAAUACAAACCUGAUGUGGAUUUUGGACUGGAGAUUAUCAAGAUCGGACGUGCCAGUCUCCUGGCCAAGUCCGAGCUGCUGUCCAAUAAUGAGAAUGGGGAGCAGCUCUCAGAGCAAGACCUGAAGCGACAGAAACUAACCGAGCAGACCAGGAGGGCCAUCGGCCAGACCAGCGUCAAGCGUGCCACCUUCUCGUUUACACGUCUCGCCAGCUGCAUCUUGGAACGGAUUGCCGUCUGUGUGAGCCACUCGGAGCCCGUGCUGCUGGUGGGAGAGACGGGUGGGGGCAAGACCUCCUCCGUGCAGUAUCUGGCCGAGCGCACCGAACACAAGCUGGUCGUCGUGAACAUGAACAACCAGUCGGAUGUCUCGGAUCUCGUGGGCGGAUUCAAGCCCGUCGAACUCAACUACGUGCACUUGCUCUGCGAGACCUUCAAUGCCGAGAUGAACAUGCAGUUCCUCCGGAUCUUUGCCACGCAUUACAACAGCGGCCGGCACAGUGUCAUCAUACGCACUAUGAUCAGCCUGUGCUAUCAGGUGUUCAGGAACACGGAUCUAACGAGCCACCAGAUGGUGCCGCGUUGGCGCACGCUUUGCGAGAAGCUGCAGAAGCUGCAGACACAGCUGGACAAGAGCAUUAACAUUUCGUUUGCCUUCAUACCCGGUUCCCUGGUGAACUGCAUCAGCAAAGGCUGCUGGACGAUAAGCUAUCGUCUUAUCGGCGAUAAGCUGAAGCCCCCGUGAACCACUGGCUUGGAAAAUUCUGGAAAGUCACAUCGGUCCGCUUUGGUAAUAAUGUUGCAAUGUGUUGUUUAAGCUGGCUUUUAACUUUUACAAAUCACACCGGUUCAGCAAUUAUUUUGCUUCCCACUCCCACUCACAACAAUUUGGCGCAAUGCCGGUUUUGGGGAUGCCAAACCUAAACAAACCGGAAGGUUGCCAGACUGCUGGCACUGCUGUGCUGCACACAGAUGUUCGCAUUGAACUGUGUGGCAACCAUUGCAAGGUGCGCUGCACGUGUUUCAAAUUCGCGUGUGUUGCUUGUUCAUUCCCGGGUCUGAGCUCUGAAAUUAAUUCGAAAGCAGUUAAAAGUAGCUCGAAAGAAAUAACAGUAUCCGAAUACAGUUGACCGGCUACCAAGGCAAUGGAGGUAAAUGCCAUCAAGCUACGAUUUUGUGCACAGCGACUUCUGCAGUUGACUGCCAACGAGCCAAGACAAUUUGUUUGUUCAAAAUGUACAGAAGUUUAUCAGAAAGAAGUCUCAGCGAGCAACUUGCGUGUCCGGCCUACACCGUUCCCUUGGCAGUGAGCUUUGAGGAGCAACUGUUGCUGCUCCUUAGCAUGGUCAAAGCUAAUGGACAUCUCUGUGGAUGCGCAGAGGUAAGUAGAGGUCUCUGUGGAUGCGCAGAGGUUUGCAAAGAGCUACUUCCACAACAAGCCAGCACCGUUCGAGAAAAGCCAAAGUAAUUCCAGCAGUGUCCCCAGCAAAAGGGCAA
Messenger RNA from Drosophila miranda, 3386 nucleotides. Its product is annotated as midasin-like. NCBI's taxonomy places the organism in Eukaryota, Metazoa, Arthropoda, Insecta, Diptera, Drosophilidae. The transcript has 7 exons. The record is from RefSeq and is a predicted model, not a curated record. The coding region runs from base 466 to 2634 and encodes 722 amino acids. Gene Ontology annotation, biological process: rRNA processing; ribosomal large subunit assembly. Gene Ontology annotation, molecular function: ATP hydrolysis activity; ATP binding. Gene Ontology annotation, cellular component: preribosome, large subunit precursor.